AUGAGCUCGGCCAAGACCGGCGGGCUCAAAGGACCCAGUAAAAUAGCCAGGGCACCGGGAACCGCCGCACCCAAGACCAGCGCCGGCACAGGAAGUAAAGCAACUGCGACAGACAAAUCGGCUGCUGGCGUGGAACCCGACCACGAUGCCGGCGACGGCUUCCAGAUGGGCGAACGCGUCUGGGUGAACGGGACCAAACCGGGCUUCGUCCACUUUUUGGGAGAAACCCAGUUCGCCCCUGGACAGUGGGCGGGCAUCGUUCUGGACGAGCCCAUCGGGAAAAACGACGGCUCGGUGGCCGGCGUGCGCUACUUCCAGUGUGAGGCCAUGCGAGGGAUUUUUACCCGACCGUCUAAGCUGUCGCGCGGCGAGGGCGACACGACGGCGCCGCCCUCCCGCGCCGCCUCCCCGUCGGUCGCGCCCGCCGGCGAGCCCCCGCCGGCCAAAAAGACUUCGGCUUCCGAGUCGCCGGCAACGCCGGUCACCCGCUCUUCCGAUUUGGCGCGCUCCAACAGCAGAUCCGUUUCCAACCUGUCGGAGAGCGGCUCGCUCAAGAAAGGAGAACGCGAGCUGAAGAUCGGGGACCGCGUCUUGGUGAGCGGAACCAAGGCAGGAGUGGUUCGCUUUAUUGGAGACACGGAUUUUGCCAAAGGCGAGUGGUGCGGCGUGGAACUGGACGAACCUUUGGGGAAGAAUGACGGCGCCGUGGCUGGCACCAGGUACUUCCAGUGCCAGGUCGGGUACGGCUUGUUCACGCCGGCGCACAAGGUCACCCGUAUCGGCUUCCCGUGCACCACCCCGGCAAAAGCCAAGGUAGCGACUCGCAAGGCGGCCACGCCGGGCGGCCUGAAGCGCAGCCCCAGCGCCUCCUCCAUCAGUACCAUGAGCUCCGUGGCCUCCUCUGUCGCCGCCAAGCCGAGCCGCACGGGCCUGCUGACGGAGACAUCGUCACGGUACAACCGCAAGAUCUCGGGCACCACCGCCUUACAGGAGGCUCUGAAGGAGAAGCAGCAGCACAUCGAGCAGCUCAUGGUGGAGAGGGAUAUGGAGAAGGCCGAGGUGGCCAAAGCCACGAGCCACGCCGGAGAGAUGGAGCAGGAAAUCACUCUGCUCAGAGAUGAUCAGGAACAGAUGGAGGCCAAGAUGGAUCAAUUACGUGCUUUGGUGGAGGCGGCCGAUAAAGACAAAGUGGAGCUGCUCAAUCAACUGGAGGAGGAGCGAAGGAAAGUCGAGGACCUUCAGUUCCGUGUCGAAGAAGCGUGCAUCACCAAAGGGGACCUGGAGACGCAGACCAGGUUGGAGCAUGUCCGCAUUCAGGAGCUUGAACAGAACCUGCACUUUGAAAAGACCAAAGCUGAGAAGCUCCAAAGAGACUUAGAAGACACUAGGGUCGCCACCGUGUCGGAACGAUCCCGUAUCAUGGAGCUGGAGCGGGACCUCUCGCUUCGCACCCGGGAGGCGGCCGACUUGCAGCUCCGUCUCCGAUCCUCGGACGACCCCGACGGCGUCUCUCCGCUCCUGGAGGAGAUGGCCGCUCUGAGGGACCGACUGGCUUCGCUGGAAACGGAGCGGCGAGAGGAGGUGGCCGAGCUUCGGGAGAAGAUGGAGUCCCGGGAGAAGGCGUGCGCCCAGCUCCGGGCCUCCGAGGUCAGGCUGUCCGGCGACAACGAGCAGCUGCGCAUGCGCCUGUGCCGGGCGGACGAGGACAAGGCGGAAAUCCUGGAGAGGAUCAAGAGAGAGUACGAGACUGCGGCGGAAGAAGCCGCCGUCGCGCACGCUCGGGAGACGGCCGGCCUGAGAGAGCGGCUGGCCACCCUCGCGGAAGACAAGGAACGCCUGGACGACGCGCUGCGCUCGGGCGUGGACAAAGCGGAGAAUCGCCACCUGGUGGAGAUGGAGGACGUCCUGGGAAAGCUCCACGCCGCCGAGCUCAAGGCGAAGGAGCUGGAGGAGGAGGGAGCUCGACUGGCGCGCCAGGCCCGGGACGAUCGAGAAACCAAGGAGACGGUGGUGCGUAUUGUUCGCGCUUUGUGUUGUGACCCCAAGGUGCCGUUAGAAGAUCUACACGACCAAAUCAACGUACAGAGUACUGAAGUGAUUGGUGAACUGAGCUCACUGUUGGAGGGCAGGGAAAAUAAAAUCCUUUCACUCCAGCAAAGUUUAAGCAGUGCGGAGCAGAAAAACCAAACUAUGGAGCAGGACCUAGAAGACCUGAAGCAGAAGUUGUCUGCGAGUACACGGGAGCAGAUCAAAUCUGCAGAAGCUAUGCAAGGUAAAUGAUCAUUUCUUUGCUCCUCAGCCUGUUACAUCACACGACGUUUUUCUGCCUCUUCAGGACUAGAGAGGAAGCUGGCAGCCACGGACGAGAAGCUGCGUCAGCUGGCUGAAGACAAGAACAAAUUGGAGAAAGACAUGGCUGACAUGGUGACGGCAUCCGGGGACAAUUCGCUGCGGCUCAACAAAAAUCUCCAAGACAAAGAAAGGAAGUUGGAGGAGUUGCAGAGUCAGUUGGCCGAGGAAAAGAAAAAGCUGGCCAACUCCAAUGAGCAACGUGAGCAGGAGCUGCGAGCGGCACGAGACGGCCACGACGCUCAAACCAAAACUCUCCAGGAGAAAAUAGCAACACUGGAAAAGGGUGCGACGGAAGCCGAGGAACUCAAGUCGUCUCUGGAGAACGCUCGCUCGCAGGCCUCCGAGCUUCACGGCCAGGAGGUCCGGGGGCUGAAGGACCUAGCGGACGACUUGAAGCGGGAGCUUUUGUCCUCCGAGGACAGAUGCCGAAACCUGGAGAAGCUGGUGUCUGAGCUACAGCCGUACAAGGAAAAACUGCAACAUCUUUCCGCUAAGCUGGACGCCUCCAAACAUGAUGCGGAAGGCUUGUCCACAAAACUGGAAGAGCAAAACGUACAUCUGGAACGCAAACGUAAGGAGAACGAAGAUCUUCGGACCGAGAAAUGCGAACUGCAGACGCGGCUUUCGGACGUGCAAAGUCAGCUUUCUGAGCUCUCCGUAAGGAACGAGGACCUGCUCAAAACUGUGGAGGAAGUGUCAAUAGGUAGGCAAGAAUUACUUGACGGCAACAAGCGUUCGGAGGGAGAAAAAUCAUCACUAAACGACCGGCUAGAAAUGCUGAAAAAUAGUCUUGGAGAGAUACAAGCUGAAAAUGGCAAACUUAAGAGCACCUGCAACAAACAACAGGCUGAUCUGGAUGAACUCCAGAAACAAAUGGAGGAGAAGGACAUCGCGCUGCACACAAACCAGCAGGAUGCUCAGCAAGCGGAAAGUAAAAACAAGCAGCUUCUGGAAGACCUGGAAGAGGUCCGUAAAGAGCGAAGCAGGCUGGAGGAGGACCUCGCCAAAAGCGGGUCUAAACUCGGGCACGAGAAGGAUCUGCUGGUCUCUGAGCGAGACGAGGCCAGAAAUGCCCAAAAGUCUCUGGACGCAAAGAAUGCGGAGCUGCUCGACCGGCUACGAUCCGUGAACUCGGAGAAAGAAGAUCUGAUGGCGGAAAACGCACGGCUGCGGAUUCUGACGGAAACCCUAAGCCGAGAGAAGGCCGCCGCGGCCUCCGAAAUGGGUGCCUUCGCAUCGGACAUACGCGGCCUGGAGGCGACGAAGGAGGAACUCCAAAAUCAGCUGAGCCUCACCAGGAAAGAGCUGGACGGCUCCUUCCGCGAAUGCGCCGACCUGAAAGCAUCUCGUCUCGGCCUGCUCCAGAUGCUGGAGGAGUCCAAGACCAGCAGCCAGGUGACAGAUUUUGAAAGACUUAACCUUCUGCAGGAAAAGAACGACUUGCUCGACCUCCAGAGGAAAGUCUGUCAAGAGAAAGACCAGCUAAUUAAAGACAAUGAAGACGCGAAGGAGAAGAUGAAAGAGUUGGCUCAGCAGUUGACUCUUUCCGGCGAAAAGCUAACCGACGUAUCCGCGUCUUUGGAGCGAGAAAGGCAGACGUUUGCCGCGCGGAAUUCCCAAACCUCCGAGAUGUUGCGCGCGCUGCGAAACGACAAAGCGAACCUCGAAGCGGAGAUCGAGCGGCAUAAAAGCGAUUUGGAGCGCCUCGCCGCGGAGAAGGAGGAGUCCCGAGUAAAGAUGGACAAGGUUUCGGAGGACGCGGGGACCCUCGCGCGGGAGCGAGAUGGACUAGCGAUUGAUCUUAGAGCCGCAAAAGACCAGUUGGAAGCCAUCUCCGGAAAUCACGGCGUCCUUAUUCAGGAGAAGUCUCGUCUAGAAGGAGUACUCGAGGCGACCGUCUGCCGAAAAGACGCGGCCGAAGCCGAGGUGGCGUCCUUGACCAAGGAAAAGGCCGAACUCCGGAGCCAACUAGAGAAACGUUCCUCUGAUAUAAAACUCCUGGAAAUAGCGGAAGACGACCUCGCCCGAAAACACGGCGAGCUGGAGACGUCCGCCGCCGAACUCGGUCGGCGAGUCGACGAUCUCACCGAACUCUUGGACUCGUCGCAAAGUGAGAAAAGGCGACUUCUCGAGGAGACUCGAGAAUUGAUUCAACAAACGACAUCGUUGUCAGAGUCCAAGAAAGAGCUAGAGGAGCGUUUCCAGGCGGAAUCGGAUAAAUGGUCGCAAGCUAGCCGGCGAUCGGAAGAGCUGAGAAACACUUUGUCUCAACUUCAGCGGGAUAAUGAGGACAUGUCCUCUCAACUUAGGAACGCAGAGGAGCUAAAGCGCUCAUUGAUGGCUGAAACGGAGCUAGUGAAAGCACACUUGAAGGAACAAGAAGGAGUUAACCGUCGCUUAACCCGCGACGAGCAAUUGCUUUUGUCCAAAAUUGAGCAGACGGACAAAGAAAUGUUGGCCUCGGAAACGGAGGAAGAGGAGCGGGACGAGAAACGGCGGCUAGCCGGCGAGCUACACAAGUCCCGGGAGGACGUCGGAGCCCUCCGGGCGGCGCUGGAGAAGCGACGCCGAGAAGCCCUCGCCGAAAUGGACCUGCUCCGCUCCGGACUUAAUCAGGCCAUCGCUAAGCAGCUUGAGGCCUCCGAGGCUUCGGACCCGACCGCCGAGGUUCUCCGCCAGCUCGCGAAGGAGAGAGACCGCUUGCUUCAGGAUAAGAUGGAAGCUCAACUUCUGCUGGAGGGCCUUCGUACUUCCAAACGUGAGAUGGAGACGCAGGUGGAAGCCUUGAAAAAGGACAAAUCAAAGGUUCAGCAAGAGCUGGCCGCAGCCAAAGAGCGACUCGGCGACGAAAGCCAGAAGACGGACGGUCUCUCGCGUCAAAUCGACGUGCUGAAAGAGGCCCUGUCGCUCGAGUCGCGUUCGCUUCAGAUGCUGCGAAAUGAGAAGGACGAGCUGACACGGGAUAUGAAGAAGAAUCACAAUGACCACAGUCAAAUGAUCAAGCUGAAGGACGAGAACUCGAAACUCCAAGCGCAGUUGAAGGAGUUGAAGCAAAGCGAGAGCGCCGGGAAGGGGAGGACGGACAAAGAAAAUGCAGAGCCGCUCCAUAAAAAUAGUGCCUUAGAGUCGGAGAAGGUUCUGCAGAUCCGAGCCCCGAAGGACGAGGUCAGGGAAAAUGUUAGAUUUGAGCUGAUGCUGGCUGUCACGCGCGAACAAAGUGCCUCAUCCCAGACGCUGCAGGCAGUCGUCCAUUCCUUGGAGCGGGACAAGGCUCAGCUCACGGAGCAAGUGGGAAAGCUGAAACAGGAGCUGGACGCCGCCUCCGGUGAUGCUGUUGCGGAUCGACAGAGGGACAAAGACACGAUAGCAGAGAUUGACUUUCUGAAUUCCGUCAUCAUCGAUUUACGGAAGAAUAACUUGGACCUGAAGGAGCAGUUGGAGAAAAUGGCCGCCGCCGCUCUCAACGGCAACGACGACAACAACCGGGAGGAAAAGGACGCCGGCAAAAAGAAAAAGAAGAAGAAGCGGCUUCCUCCCCGACUCUUCUGUGACAUUUGCGACCACUUUGACCUCCACGACACUGAGGAUUGCCCGACGCAGGCGCAGACGCCGGACUCGCCGCCGCACAGCGCUUACCACGGCAGCAAGGACGCCGAGCGACCGUAUUGCGAGAUCUGCGAGGUGUUCGGCCACCUCAGCCGAGACUGCGAAGACGAUCGCACUUUCUGA
Molecule: messenger RNA, 6081 nt
Organism: Nerophis lumbriciformis (worm pipefish)
Lineage: Eukaryota; Metazoa; Chordata; Actinopteri; Syngnathiformes; Syngnathidae
Source: RefSeq, a predicted model, not a curated record